Molecule: messenger RNA, 971 nt
Organism: Pollicipes pollicipes
Lineage: Eukaryota; Metazoa; Arthropoda; Thecostraca; Pollicipedomorpha; Pollicipedidae
Exons: 4
Coding region: 35-640 (201 amino acids)
Source: RefSeq, a predicted model, not a curated record
CACGGGACCUCCUGCGCGGCGACCCGAGGUGGCGAUGGACCGGCCGCGGCAUUGGAAAGUGUCGCCGGCGCAGGCGGCCCCCGACAUUGCGCCGACAUCGGCCGUCCCUGACCGGCAGCCGGGCCCGGCGACCGGCUCGGAGGCCUCCGACCCGGCCGACAGGGUUACCACCAGCCCGGCCGACCCCAAGACGCUAAAACAACUGAAGCCUGACGAUGUGGUGUAUGUCGUGUACGAAACCACCAAGGAUGGCACCAAGUUCACAUACCCCGCUAAGAUAUUGGAGAUACGGAAGGACGCACUGUUCACGUACUUUUUCGUCCACUACCUCGGCUGGUCCCAGCGUCACGACGAGUGGAUCAUGGCCCAAGUCAUCCACAGUGUCGUGAAUCUCAGCCAGCUUCCAGACGGCCUCCGGUCGCUCAAGCGUCGCAUGGUGCCGGCGUCGUCCGGGCCGGCCCACCCGGCCGCCUACCGCCGACUGCGGCCCUGCUCCGUGGACCUCUCCGCCAACAACAUCUGCUUCUUCUCGGCGCUGCGUAAGGAGCGCUUCCACGUGGCGGACCGGCGCAUCAUGGCUCUGCGGGAGGCGCGGCGCAGCGGCCGGCAGGACGGGUGGUCCGCCGGCGCCGUGCUCUGACCCCCGGCUCGGUCGCCCCGCCGAGUGGACCUAAGCGACGCCUGGUGUGAGUCGAUCAACCACGCGGAGCGUGGCUUUGGCCCCAGUGCGAGAUUUUGAGGCCAGUGUGGCCACUUGGUGCGGUGAGGCCACCCCAGUUGGCACAGGUAAGAUCCGUUUGCGUUAAGUUGUGCGUCUGAUGGUUAGCCGAGAUGCCAUGGUGUUCAGACUGUCAUGUAUCAUAGUGAUGAUUUUUGGGUUGUGAUAUCGCGUACAGGAAGCGAAGGUCCAGUUUUCACAUCUACUCAAUACGUCUGUGGUGGUGUGCGUGUGAUCGCAUUUCGACUUUUUC